Messenger RNA from Tripterygium wilfordii, 2033 nucleotides. RefSeq lists its product as uncharacterized. The record is from RefSeq and is a predicted model, not a curated record. The transcript is spliced from 3 exons. The coding region runs from base 258 to 1814 and encodes 518 amino acids. Lineage: Eukaryota; Viridiplantae; Streptophyta; Magnoliopsida; Celastrales; Celastraceae.
GCGACUGUUGGGUUUGAAACCCUCUCUUCUCUACUGCAAUCAAUGACCCACGUCUUUUCAAAUUUCUCUCAAAGUUACACUCAACAACGUACACACAUUCUCUUUGUAUUUAUUCACUGAAAUGGUGCGUCUCUCUAGCAGUAUUCCAUCGAAGUGCCAUCCAGGAAGAGUUGACAGGGGUUGCUUGUUCUUCGAUUGGUUCUUCUCCCUCUGCUAGAAAGGAUUUCAGGAGAAUAAUUUUGCAACCAGAGUUUAAGAUGGCUUCCUUUGAUCCACCUGAGAAUCCGCCAGUCGUUGGACCUCCGAUGCAGCGCAAGAGACCCAGAAACGAUUUCCCUGGAAAAUCUAAACCAGAACCCGAAUUCCCUUUUAUAGAGGCUACUGUGAAACCAACUGUUGAAAGGAAAAGGUUUCCACCUGUAACGAUUUCAAAAACAGUUUCUAUCAACCGUGAAGUGCCUGCUGAGUAUAGUAAACGGAAUGUUGAUUCUGAUUCUGAUUCCGAAGCUGUAGCUAUGUUCAAGCGUUCAGGAAGUGCUAGUAAUGGUAAUAUGAAAGGAAAAAAAUAUCCUCCUCCAAGGAAUUUAAAAGAAUUUCCUGUUUCUCGUGAUUUUCCGUCAGGAUGUAUGAGCCAUUUUGCUUCCAGAAGCAGGAGAUCUCCUAAGAAGAUAAACAGUGAACGGAAUGUUGAUUCUAAUUCCGAAGAUGUAGUUGUGUUCAAGCCUUUAGGAGGUGCUAGUAAGGGUCCUGAUUUUGCUUCCACAAACAAGAGAUCUCCUCCUAAGCAGAUAAACAGUAAACAGAACGUUGAUUCUGAUUCCAAAGAUGUAGUUGUAUUCAAGCCUUCAGGAGGUGCGACAAAGGGUGUUAUAAAAGGGAGAGAAUAUCCUCCUCCAAGGAAUUUAAAAGGAUUUCCUGUUUUCCAAGGCUUUCCGUCACGAUGUACAAGUCAUUUUGCUUCCACAAUCAAGAGAUCUUCUAAGCAGAUGAACAAUGAUGCUUCCUCAAGUGGAGUCAAUGUGGACCCUUUGAGAAUUUAUGAUAAAUGUGGAGGAGCAGUGGAUAUUGUGUUAAAAGAGGAGUGUAGCAAGUGGGAUAAGCAAAAUGGGUGCCGUGAGAUGGUUGUUGCAAGCCAACAUUCUGGCGUUAGCAUCGAUACGAUUAAGAAUACUUUGAAGUUGUUCAGGGAAGUAUUAGCUAUGAUUAAGGAAUCCCGUGUUAAGAAUGGAAAUCAAAAGAACACCUACUUUGCUGCAGUGGAGUCCCUUCGGAAACAAAGAAAAUGUGUCAACACAACACGUCGCGAAGGACCUGUUUACGGGGUUGAAGUUGGUGACAUGUUUCAAUGCAGGGCUGAACUAUUCGUCAUUGGUCUUCACCGUCAGCUAUCAAAUGGUAUAGACAGCAUGAAAAUCGACGGAUGCUCAAUUGCCAUAAGUGUUGUUGCUUCUGGCCGUUACGACAAUGACAUGAGAUCUCCCGGUGUCUUGAUUUAUUCUGGAGAAGGUGGCAAUCCAAGGGUUAAAAAUAAAAAGCCAGUGGAUCAAAAACUGACCAGAGGUAACCUUGCAUUGAAUAACAGUAUAAGGGCCAAGAACUCUGUCAGGGUUAUUCGUUGCUACGAUCUGUCAAAACCAUCCACACAAGGUCUUAAGAAAAUCUUUGUCUAUGAUGGUUUGUACUAUGUGGAGAAAUGCAACCAAGAAAGGGGAGAAUUCGGCAAGCUUGUUUUCAAAUUCACAUUGAAAAAGUUUUCUGGGCAACCCGAGCUCCCUCUAGGUAUCCAUAAGUUGGGAGAUUUUUCAUUUGAAUAAUACCUUUGCACAAAGAAUAUUCACAACCCGUUCCGAGCUCACUAAAACACAGAAUACAGUCAUUUUUUGUUAUUACAAUAUGCUAGUAUAUGACCCCAGUUGGGGUUACUGAUUGACAAAAGAUAUUUUACUUAAUGUUACUGAUUGACAUUUAGAAGAAGAAAAGCUUUGUGCAUGCACUGGUGGUUGUUGCAUAUUUGUUUUCUUCAGGUCAUUGAA